This is a messenger RNA of Puntigrus tetrazona (Sumatra barb), 3054 nucleotides long. RefSeq names its product NCK adaptor protein 2a (gene nck2a). NCBI's taxonomy places the organism in Eukaryota, Metazoa, Chordata, Actinopteri, Cypriniformes, Cyprinidae. The transcript is spliced from 5 exons. The coding region runs from base 489 to 1700 and encodes 403 amino acids. Gene Ontology annotation, biological process: negative regulation of endoplasmic reticulum stress-induced eIF2 alpha phosphorylation; positive regulation of translation in response to endoplasmic reticulum stress; positive regulation of endoplasmic reticulum stress-induced intrinsic apoptotic signaling pathway. The record is from RefSeq and is a predicted model, not a curated record. Gene Ontology annotation, molecular function: protein binding.
AAAAAAAGUAUAAAGAGAUUUAACGUCCGAGCAGCACCUCCGUCGACAUCACCGCCGGAGCUCUCGCGCGCCUCCCGCUCGCGCCGAGCCACGGCAGUGGUGACGUCACCCGCGCAUUGGCUCGCGCUGGCUGAGAGCGAGAGCUCGAGCAGACCGAGAGAGAGAGAGAUAGAGAAAGAGAGAGGGAGAGAGAGCAGCAGCAGCAGCAGCAGCAGCAGCCCGGGCCCACGGACAAAAACUCGCCGAAAAGGAUUUACAUUCGCUACGUAUCGUCCCACCAAUCCGAGUCUGCAAAGAGAGCGCGUUUUCCUGCUCCCCUAAAGCCCGAUCUGUCAGGAGUUGCAGCAAGAUCUAAUUGCCCCAUUCCCGUUGCAGCGUGCUGUCAUCCUACUUCUUGUAAAGACGAACUGUUCUAUUUUUGGACGAGGGCCGUGUUGUCGUGGAGGUAGCGGAGAGGAGAUACGCCGGGCAGUGGGACUCGAUGAAAGAUGACAGAGGAGGUGAUUGUUAUAGCUAAGUGGGACUACACAGCUCAGCAAGACCAGGAACUGGACAUCCGGAAGAACGAGCGCCUGUGGUUGCUGGAUGAUUCCAAGACCUGGUGGAGAGUCCGCAACGCAUCCAACCGCACCGGCUACGUUCCCUCUAAUUAUGUUGAGCGCAAAAACAGUCUGAAGAAAACCUCACUAGUGAAGAACCUGAAAGACACUCUCGGCCUUGGAAAAACGAAAAGGAAGACUAGUGCUCGUGAUCCAUCUCCCACACCCAGCACAGAGGCAGAGUACCCAUCCAAUGGCAGCGCAGGAGGAGGUGGAGUGGGCGGGGCCGAGCGGAUCUAUGACCUGAACAUUCUCGCUCUGGUGAAGUUUUCUUACGGAGCUGAGCGUGACGAUGAACUCAACCUCAUAAAAGGGGAGAGGGUGGUCGUGAUGGAAAAGUGCAGUGACGGCUGGUGGAGGGGUAGCCAUGACGGCCGUGUAGGAUGGUUCCCAUCCAACUAUGUCCAAGAGGAGAUGGGAUAUGCAGACCACGAUAGCGUUUUUGGGGACUCGUUGGGGGGCUUCCGGUCCUUGAAAGUGGGGCAAGGCGCAGCGAUGGCCAACGGUCGCCCUGGAGGCUCUGGGACCUCCAUUCUGCAUGUGGUCCAGACUCUGUACCCCUUCAGCUCUGUCACAGAGGAGGAACUGAACUUUGAGAAGGGGGAGACGAUGGAAGUUUUGGAAAAGCCAGAAAAUGACCCAGAGUGGUGGAGGUGUAAAAACAGUCGUGGCAUGGUCGGUCUUGUGCCCAAGAACUAUGUGGUAGUACUCAGUGAUGGGCCAGCAGCGAAGGGUUUAGGGUCAAGUCACGGCUCCCCUCACAUCAGUCACACAGUUCCUUCACGUACAGGCAAAUUUGCUGGAAAGGAUUGGUACUAUGGUAAUGUGACACGGCACCAAGCUGAGUGUGCACUUAAUGAGAGAGGAGUGGAAGGGGACUUUCUCAUACGGGACAGUGAGUCAUCGCCCAGCGAUUUCUCAAUUUCUCUGAAGGCUGUGGGAAAGAACAAGCACUUCAAGGUGCAGCUGCAGGACGGAGUAUACUGCAUUGGUCAGCGGCGUUUUAGCAGUAUGGAUGAGCUUGUAGAGCACUACAAGAAAGCGCCCAUCUUCACCAGUGAGCAAGGAGACAAACUAUAUCUGGUUAAGCCCCUAGCCUGAAUUUGUCACGGACGUUACCUCUCCCCCUGUGCACCUCUGUUCCCUUCUUUUCUUCUUUUUUCUCUUGCUCCUUUCAGAAGCAACUUCAAGAACUAUUUGACAUUUCAAAGCCCAACAUUGCCUCCACUCCGGUAGGGAGCAGUAGCAACUUAUUCUUUUAAACAAAGAUGUCCGUCCUUGAUGUACAUGCCCUGUUUUUUUUAUGAUUUAGAGUCACUUUGGCGGUUUUGGUAAAGAAAAACAGAAUGGCAUUUCACUGAGUAACAUCUACAGAACUCUCUCCCAGCCUUUGGACAGCUGUUCUUCUGCUCUUCCUGUCUCUGGUUAAUCCACAACCUCAACCCGCAUUACAUCGGUUUACAUUUCUCUGCUCAAAAGAAUUACAGUGUGUAAAUUUGUACUGAAUUAGCAGAGGAGAACAGACUCAUGUGCAUGUCCUUAACCUUGAUCCUUCAAAGCAGGUGAGCAUAUGAAGAGCGUGAUUUGGGGUUUCUCCAUUCAUCGAGCUCAUCCAAAGGCCAUGCAACUUCUCGACGCAUGUUCACGCUGCAGCUGCCUAUCGCAUUACACUGUGUGAAUCUGAAUCCAAACUGAUAAUUGAGAUGACAGUCAGAUUUCACCCUGAAAAAAGCGGUGCUGUCCCAUCCUCUGAGCCUUUACAAACACUGUUUUUGCAUCUGCAGUCCCAUCGUGCAUACAUGAAGACAGUGUUUGGACUUCUCUGCUCCUAUAAAUGUGGACAUACACAGCUUUCCAGGUAUAUCUCUUGGAUCCGAGUCACUUCAGGGUUUCUUCAGAAUCAGGGUACUUCAUAAAGGGAGAUUAAUGCCGCAGUUAUGACCGGCGUUAAAUGAGAUGGGGAGAAAGAGAAAGAGAUUGUAGCUAUUAAGAGUAGUUUCUGUAGACAAGGAGAAAGUUUGAAUGUGUGUCCUUUCAACCAAAUGUGCCACCCACUUCCAGUUCUGCUACUAUUGAUGUCUUAUUGCACCUCACCAACACGUCUUCUCUGCUCUCAGUAACACAUAGUUGAUUGUGAACACUAAUUCAAGAGUAAUAAAACAAUGAUUUUAUUUCUUUACUUUUGUUAAUUACUCAAAGUCUGUUUACCAAUAAGCGUGUUGGUCAAGGGGUUUUCAGAUUUUUUUUUUUAAUCUAUUUGUCUGAAUGUUAUUGAGCAAUGUUAUUUAAUUCCUCUUUCCACUGUAUGUACAUAUAUAAAUAUAUAUUAAAAAAAAAAGAUAUGGUGCAUAUAUGAAUCGUUUAGAUCCAGCAUUAUGGUACUGUAUUGAGGACAGUGUGGUGAGAAUUGAAAUACUUUUGUUCAAUAAAAGUUUUGCAAAAUAACUUAAAAUGA